GGAAGAUGGCUGCGCAGGGGAGCAACGGGAAGGAGAAGCUGCAGUGCAUCGACUCAUCGUCUGACGAUUCAGCACGGCUCUACAAGAGGCCCCGGCGGGCGGCUCCAGAGACCACCCCGGAGCAGCAGAGUGCACAUGGUUUCUUCAAAAUUAGGGAUCGCAAAGGAUGGGAGCAUGGUACCGUGAUUUAUGAAAACAGACAUUGGAAGUGGAAGUACUGCCCCACGGUUGGGCGUAGCGGUGGUGUCACCAGCCUCAAGCAUCAUAUUGCCGGUGGCAGUAGCAGGGUAAGGCCGUGCCUAUCUGCUCCCAAAGAUGUCUCCAAUGAGAUGAAACGCUUGUUUGUUGGGCAGUAGGAGGCGGAAACCGCAAAAAUGGACGACACAAAAAGCUAUACUGUUGUGCAGCCGGCUAUGGCAACAGAGCCUCUGAGCCCAAGAACUCUAUACCCUUGACCACGCAUUCGACAGAAGGUUCCAUGACGGAGACAGAUUCUGAGGAAAACAGUGCAUUCCCCUCGUCAGCAUCAUUCAUGACACGCCUUGUGGACAUGAUGCUUUCUGCUGCAGAGGUGCUGAGGGCGGAGGAGGCGGCGAUGACCUCUGCAAACAAGCCAUGACGAAGCAGGAAGAUUGGUGGAGGUCUAGUAGUAAAAAGAAAAUUGUUACCUUAACCUCUGGGAGGUCAAAUUUUAUUUAAAGUACUUGUCGAUGUAACUUGAGGAUGCUUCAUACAGUAUUUUCAUCUUGGGAGGAUGCUGUCAGUCUUAAGAAAAGUUGCAUGUUACCA
Triticum aestivum (bread wheat) is the source of this 789-nucleotide messenger RNA. RefSeq lists its product as uncharacterized. The transcript is spliced from 2 exons. Bases 6 to 356 code for a protein of 116 amino acids. NCBI's taxonomy places the organism in Eukaryota, Viridiplantae, Streptophyta, Magnoliopsida, Poales, Poaceae. The record is from RefSeq and is a predicted model, not a curated record.